GAACGGACAAAGUCUGGUGUAAAUUUGGGUCGAAAGGACACGGGCGCCUGAAGCGGCAGCGGUUUGUCAAAUUGCACAGCGGCAGCAGCGGGCGGGAUGGAGGCGCUCCGAGCCGCUGCUCUGCUCCUCUGCUCGGUCACCUGUUGCUGCUGGUGGGAUUUACAGGGCGUGGAGCCUGCAGCGCUGUCCCCGGCUCCCAGCUCCUCCUCCCCGGGGACCGGGCUCGGCGGCGGCGGCCCCGGGCCCCACACGGAUGCCAGGGCGAGGAAACUGCUACUGAUGAAGGAGAGCGGUCCGCCCUCUGCCCGGGGCCGCCGCCGCCGCCGAGCUCACAGCGUGAUCCCUCACCACUUCAUGAUGUCCAUCUACACUGCUCACUCGGCAGCCGAGAGACUCGGAAUCAACGCCAGCCUCCUCCGAGCCGCCAGGUCCGCAGCUAACACCAUCACCGGCUUCGUGGAUAGAGCCGAAGACGAUGUCUUGCAUUCACAUUUAAGGCGGCAAAAAUACUUGUUCGAUGUCGCAGCGUUGUCGAACAAAGAGGAAUUAGUCGGGGCCGAAUUGAGGUUACUGAGAAAAACGCCGGAGCAAUUUCGACAGACACUGUCUGGUCUCUACGACUUCAAACUGUACUCCUGCCUCAGCGAGGGACAACCGUCCAAAUUACUGCAGUCCCGCACGCUUCACAUUCACCAGUCCAAUGCACAAGGAUGGGAGGUAUUUGAUGUCUGGGAAAUAUUUCAGUUUUUCCACUCUGCCCAGUUAUGUUUUGAAUUGAAGGUGACAUCCAGCCAGAGCGAACGGGAUAUUGACCUGAGACAAAUCGGGUUCGCACGGAAGGGGAGAACGCCCCAAGAAAGAGCUCUGCUGGUGGUUUUCACUCGAACUCGGAAAAGAGAGAAUCUCUUCAGCGAGAUGAAAGAGAAGAUCAAAUCCUCAGAGGGCUCCGCCGACGAGGAAGGCGAACGCCAGUUCAAAGCCAGGAGGAGGAGGAGGAGACGAACCGCCUUUACAAACCGCCAUGGGAAGAGGCACGGCAAGAAGGCCAAGUCCCGAUGUAGUAAAAAACCUCUCCAUGUGAACUUCAAAGAGUUGGGUUGGGAUGACUGGAUAAUAGCUCCCUUGGACUAUGAAGCUUAUCACUGCGAGGGAGUGUGUGACUUCCCGCUCAGAUCCCACCUCGAACCCACCAACCAUGCGAUUAUCCAAACGCUCAUGAACUCUAUGGACCCGAACUCCACGCCUCCGAGUUGCUGCGUCCCCACCAAACUGAGCCCCAUCAGCAUCCUGUACAUCGAUGCGGGCAAUAAUGUUGUCUAUAAGCAGUAUGAGGACAUGGUCGUAGAGUCAUGCGGCUGCAGGUAGCAGAGUGGCCAUGGUUCCGGGAGGAGCGAGCCUCCCGGGUGUAGUAUUUGAGGAGAGCGCGGGGCUGGUCGCUUGGUGGAACAUAGCCGCUAUUUAAAAUGUUCUCAAAUAGCUGUGGCUCCGCUACCAGUGCUCGCGAAUAAAACAUCAGGGGAAGAGAGAGAGAAAGAGAAGGCGAGAGGGGAAAAACAGUCUAGAAUGUUCUCUGUAAUUUAUUCCUAUACCGUCAUUUAGUGGAUAUGAGACCGAUAUUUUAAUACACUACCUGCAAUUUACCUGUAAGGAGAUAUCUAACCCCUCUGCACCAAGAUAUUAUCACACACUAUUAGGUAUCAUAUUACCAGCAAGAAUAGGGGCUACAUUACUGGCAGAGACGGAGGACGGGUUGGCAGAAACGUCCUUCAAAUCUGUGCAAACCAGUUAGUGCUGGUCGCAGCAAUUGCAGAGGCGAUUAUCAUUAGUCCUCCCACACGUAUUUCUAUCCAGUCCACUGGAAUUGUGAUGGCUGGCGCAUUUCCCAGUUAGGUUCUCCCCAACUUUUAUUGCAUAAUGUCAGUGCAAGUUGGUGAAGGGUCAUUCAGUGCGGUUGGAGGUUGGGGACGGUGGGGAGCGGUGCAAGAGGACACAUGCGCCAACCCCCCAUCCCAACUAACCCCCUCUGGAUGUUGCCAGUCAUAUGUGGAUGGAGGAGAGCUAGAGGGAGGAUAUACCCGCUCAAUCUCCAAUCGCGGUUUAAGCACGGUGGUCCCUGCUGAAAAA
This is a messenger RNA of Rhincodon typus (whale shark), 2124 nucleotides long. RefSeq names its product growth differentiation factor 6a (gene gdf6a). The coding region runs from base 97 to 1365 and encodes 422 amino acids. Lineage: Eukaryota; Metazoa; Chordata; Chondrichthyes; Orectolobiformes; Rhincodontidae. Gene Ontology annotation, biological process: BMP signaling pathway; SMAD protein signal transduction. Gene Ontology annotation, cellular component: extracellular region. The record is from RefSeq and is a predicted model, not a curated record. Gene Ontology annotation, molecular function: growth factor activity; cytokine activity. The transcript has 3 exons.